This is a messenger RNA of Nannospalax galili (Upper Galilee mountains blind mole rat), 186 nucleotides long. RefSeq names its product keratin-associated protein 8-1. The record is from RefSeq and is a predicted model, not a curated record. The transcript has a single exon. Lineage: Eukaryota; Metazoa; Chordata; Mammalia; Rodentia; Spalacidae. Bases 1 to 186 code for a protein of 61 amino acids.
AUGUACUACACCGACUUUGACGGCUCUGUCUUCCCAGGGUGCUACUGGGGCAGCUACGGCUACCCCCUGGGGUACAGUGUUGGCUGUGGCUAUGGCAGCACCUACUCCCCAGUGGGCUAUGGCCUUGGCUAUGGCUACAAUGGCUGUGGGCCUUACAGAAGAUACUGGCCAUUUGCCCUUUACUGA